Molecule: messenger RNA, 1719 nt
Organism: Poecilia latipinna (sailfin molly)
Lineage: Eukaryota; Metazoa; Chordata; Actinopteri; Cyprinodontiformes; Poeciliidae
Gene: mipb
Product: major intrinsic protein of lens fiber b
Exons: 4
Coding region: 406-1197 (263 amino acids)
Biological process (GO): transmembrane transport; water transport
Cellular component (GO): plasma membrane
Molecular function (GO): water channel activity
Source: RefSeq, a predicted model, not a curated record
UGGCCCCCUUCCCUCCCUCACAGAGACUAAAAGGUCCACUGGACAAUCCGUCUAUCCCCGUCUGUGCUUUACAAUCCCCCAGUUAGCAUUGAUGCCCACCUACUUUUGAAGAAUCUAAGCAUCUUUGGUCUGUACUCACAUCCCACAUCAUCUCACACCUAUGUCUUUGCGACAGGUGGAGAGAGGUGGCAAGCAGCUGAGUUGACUUUACCAGCAUAGUGAACAGUUUGGUAAAGACCAGCAGAGUCCAGAUUUGCGUUUAAAGCAGCUGUUUUUCAGCUGACACUAAAAAAGGAGAUUUUUUUUGUUGUUUUAGCUGUUUUAUGAAGGACUGAAAAGGUAAAUUACCUUUUCUUGAAUCAUCAACACUCCUCUUCUCUUGGCUAAGAACUUCAAGCACUCAUCAUGUGGGAGUUUCGGUCUAUGAAAUUUUGGCGGGCGGUCUUCGCUGAGUUCUUCGGGACCAUGUUCUUUGUAUUUUUCGGCAUGGGUGCUGCCUUACGCUGGACCACCGGGCCUUAUCACGUCCUUCAUGUGGCCCUGUGCUUCGGUCUGGCGGCCGCCACCUUCAUCCAGUCCAUUGGCCACAUCAGCGGUGGCCACAUCAACCCCGCGGUUACCUUUGCCUACCUUGUCGGUUCACAGAUGUCGUUUUUCCGUGCCUUUUUUUACAUCUUCGCGCAGUGCCUGGGCGCCGUGGCGGGAGCUGCAGUGCUGUACGGGGUCACGCCUGGGAACAUGAGAGGCAACAUGGCAAUGAACAUGCUGCAGCCUGGCAUGAGCCUGGGGAUGGCCACCACAGUGGAGGUGUUUCUCACCUUCCAGCUUGUUGUCUGCGUCUUUGCUGUGACCGAUGAGAGGAGAAAUGGCCGUAUGGGAUCAGCAGCGCUCUCCAUCGGCUUCUCUGUCACCAUUGGGCAUCUCAUGGGGAUGUACUACACCGGUGCUGGAAUGAACCCUGCCAGAUCUUUUGCCCCCGCAGUGCUCUUCAGAAACUUUAUCAACCACUGGGUGUACUGGGUUGGGCCUAUGAUCGGGGGUGCCAUGGGUGCCAUCUUUUACGAUUUCAUCCUGUUCCCCCGUAUGAGAGGUCUCUCAGAGCGGCUGGCCACACUGAAGGGAAGUCGACCCCCCCAGAGCGAGACUCAGCAGGACACUCGAGGGGAACCCAUCGAGCUCAAAACGCAAUCCUUAUAAGCUGACCCAGUCCCCGUUUCUCCGAUUUUGGGAGUCUGGGGACGAGGGACAAAUCCCUGAGCUACGCUGACCCCCAACUGUUCCCCCUCGACCUCAUGCCUUCACACGCUCCUCUGUACAAGACUAACCCAAAAUGUUCUCAGAUAUUCCUAAAAUGUUGGUUCGCCACCUUCAACCUCAGCACACAACGAGACUCCUCUGCCCCCCUCUCCUCCAAAUAGUCCUCUUUCUGUACUUCCAGCAGGACAUUGUGCUUUUCAAAGCCUGAACUAUUCGCUGUCUCGUAGUGGAGAAGAGUGAUAGAAAGUGGGAGACGGGAGCAGGCUGAAGGUGAGAGGGAAUGAUAGAGAUGGGAGUAAAGCGGGAACGGGGUUUGGAUAUGACAGAGACAGGAACGCUGUCAUUUUUAGGUUGGGUUAGACCAGUGAAGAUGGGCUUGCUUUUCAGUAUUCAUCUGAGCUUAUCUCUCUUUUUUUUAUUUGUUUCCUGCACUUCAGACACAAGAUGUGGAUGUAAAAAAAA